Messenger RNA from Hibiscus syriacus, 690 nucleotides. RefSeq lists its product as uncharacterized. The transcript has 4 exons. The record is from RefSeq and is a predicted model, not a curated record. NCBI's taxonomy places the organism in Eukaryota, Viridiplantae, Streptophyta, Magnoliopsida, Malvales, Malvaceae. The coding region runs from base 18 to 362 and encodes 114 amino acids.
AUGAAUUGAAGUGAAAAAUGGGCAGUAUCGGAGACAUCGAUGGCGAAACCAAACCCUCCGAAAUAAACCUAAGCACCGAUUUUGGAAAUGCCGAGACCCAGCCCUUUGAAUUUGAUUCCCAGUUUCCCCAUUCUCUUUUUCCUGGUGACAGAGAUGACAAUGAAUUAAACUUUCUACAAGAUACGGUUCCUGUAGAUGAUAACAAUGUUCCAAUUGAAGAUGAAUUUGACUCUCAGUUUCCCGAUUCUCCUUUUUGUGGUGACAGAGAUGAUUAUGAGGAUGAUGUUGAAUUAAACCUUCUACAAGAUACGGUUCCUGUAGAUGAUAACAAUGUUUCAACUGAGGAUGAAUUUGAGACCUAAUGUCUGAACCUGGGUGAGGAAACUCAAAUGUUGAACAUUGGUGACGAAACACAGGUGUUGGAUGAUUCAGAUUGCUGUGAGAAUAUGGAGACCCAAUUGUUGGAUGAAUUCAAUGUUGGAGUUGCUCUUGAUAGUGAAGGUGAAGGAACAGAUGGAACUGAGGUUUUGGAUGAUGUUGGUGAGUUCUGGGACGGUGAGGUAGUAAUUAGCGAUCAUGGUCAAUCGUUUGGUCAGGAGGAGAAGGAAUGUUCGGAGCAAUUUAAUACACCUACUGACAAACAGAGGAGUUUGGGAAUCCAUGUUCCUACUGCAACCCCAGAUUUCAAAG